Messenger RNA from Gadus macrocephalus (Pacific cod), 5129 nucleotides. RefSeq lists its product as uncharacterized. The coding region runs from base 369 to 4943 and encodes 1524 amino acids. The transcript has 2 exons. The record is from RefSeq and is a predicted model, not a curated record. NCBI's taxonomy places the organism in Eukaryota, Metazoa, Chordata, Actinopteri, Gadiformes, Gadidae.
GUUCUGAUGUUUAUUUGGUGAAAGGGAGACCCCUAGUGGUCAACUUUUAACGCAAUGUUUUUGUACUAGCAGUCUUGCCGUAGUUCGACGAUGCAUGUGAACCAACAGUCACGUACUUUUUCUCUUUUGUAUUGGUUGGCCAGAAAACACGUUUGCCUUUUUACAGUGCUUACCAAGUAAAGUUUGGAAAGGAAACAAGCUGCUUCAUUCUUUAUAAGGGAAAACUGUUAUCUAUCUGCCGAGCUGACGCAACAGGCUAGUUCGCGCCACACACACAAGGAAGCGGGGGCAGAAUAGUAAAAAGGCAACUCUUCCAACGGCCAGCGUUCGUCCGAUCUGGAGGUAAAGUACCAUCUAACACAAUCACCAUGUCACUUAGAAGAAAAGAAGAGGAUUGUGAUGAACUAGAAACAAGAUCACUCGUAUCCAACUGCUCCAGAACCAGCAGACAAUCAGUAGCUAAUUCUAUGGCAGUGCAAGCACGGGCUAAAGCAGAAGCUGCACGUGCUGAGUUUGCAUUUGCUCGACAAGAGGCAGAGCUACUAAAACAGCAAGCCAUUCUAAACGCCAGUCUGCAUGAACUGAAAUUAGAAAAGGCAGCGGCGGCUGCAAACGCUGAAGCUUUAAUCUUAGAAGCAGCUGCUGAAGAAUAUGAUUAUGAAUGGUCAAGCCCAAUUAAAAGGAGAGCAAAUGAAAACACAGAACCUCUAACCCAAGUCGAAAUGCACAAUUCAAAUGCUCAAUUGCAGACUCCUGUUACAAAUCCAGGUCACCAGUCCUAUCGGGGUGAAAAAGCAGCCUGCAUGGUAAAUACAGUCACAGUCUCACCAUCAGAUGCAAAGCCACAGAAAACUUCACAUUCACCAGAGCGCCAGCCUACCAUGGACAGCGGUGAAGUAAACAAAUGUGAAAACCAGGGCCAUGCACAUCUGAGUAAAAGCAGUGACCAUGAAUUUAUUGAGCUGCCUCAACCCCACACACUCACAGGAGAAGACACCUGGAUCCCAAAUCAGGCAACCAGCACUGCACAGAAAAAAUCAUACAGCUACAGAGGGCUCUCCUACAACCUGAAACCAACCAGUGAUGAUUUCCAACCUUCCCAGCCUUACCACACACAGUCAUUCCCUAUGUCCAACACAAGCUCAUCCAGCGCAGUGGCUGCAACAGACCUAGGGAGGUACCUGAUGCGACGUGAGCUGGUGAGUUCGGGCCUGCUGAAGUUUGAGGACAAGGCAGAGAACUACUGGGCCUGGAAGGCAUCUUUCAUCAGCUCCACCGACGACCUAAAACUCUCUCCCAGAGAGGAGCUUGAUCUGCUGUGCAAAUGGCUGGGGCCUUCGUCGUCUGAGCAAGCUAAAAGAAUCAGAGCGGUGCACAUUCACAAUCCACCUUCAGGCCUCAGGAUGUUAUGGCAAAGACUGGAAGAUGUGUAUGGCUCACCAGAGGUGAUUGAAAACGCUCUUCUAGGAAAAGUUGAAGAAUUUCCUAAAAUCUCAGUCAAAGAAAACCACAAGCUAAGAGAACUGGGAGAUAUUCUCAUGGAACUUGAAGCAGCCAGGGCAGAUGGAUUCCUACCUGGUCUUGCAUACCUCAACACCUCCCGUGGAGUAAACCCAAUAGUCCAGAAACUCCCGUCCAACCUGCAAGAGAGGUGGAUUACUGUAGGAUCACGUUACAAGGAUCAGCACAGAGUACCAUAUCCUCCUUUUUCAGUCUUUGUCAACUUUGUCUGUGAACAAGCAAAAACACGCAACGAUCCUAGCUUUGCUAGCAUAACAGAAGCAUGGCGUACAACAAAGACAGAAAAGAGUGUUUUCCAGCCGUCCAGUCAUCACACAAGAACAUCAGUUGCUGUGAGUAGGACUGAAAUCUCAACAAGUGGCGACGAUAACAACACAGCAGCCAGGAAACAUGAUGACCCAGACAAACAGUGUCCACUACAUAACAAGCCUCAUCCAUUGAGAAAAUGUCGUAGCUUCAGAAACAAAACUCUGGAAGAAAGAAAAGCGUAUCUGAAGGAAAAACACAUCUGUUUCAAAUGUUGUGCGUCGUCCACUCAUGUUGCUAAGGACUGUGGGAAGACUGUGCUGUGCCAGGAGUGCAACAGCGACAGACACCCAGCAGCUCUACAUCCAGGUCCUGCUCCAUGGAAAACCGAGGCCCAUGUGAGUACCAUGGAUCACAGCGGGGAGCGGCAGACGCCCAAAGCCAUUCCGUCUGUGACGUCGAAAUGCACGGAAAUCUGUGGAAGUGUGAACACUUCAAAAUCAUGCUCCAAAAUCUGUCUUGCAUUAGUGUAUCCUGCAGGUCAAAGACACCUAGCCAUGAAGACCUACAUUGUUCUUGAUGAGCAGAGCAACAAGUCGCUAGGCAGAACAGAAUUCUUUGAACACUUUGGAAUUCAAGGCACAGGAAAACAAUACACUUUGAAGACGUGCUCAGGAGUGGUGGAUACGGCCGGACGGCGAGCCAGCAACUUCAUGGUGGAGUCAUUAGACGGCAACAUCCACAUUCCUUUGCCUACGCUGAUUGAGUGUGACAUGCUGCCAGACGACAGGUCUGAAAUACCGUCACCAGAUGCAGCCAGACAUCAUCCUCACCUCAAACACUUGGCAGACAAAAUCCCAGUCCUCGACCCAGAAGCGUCCAUCCUCCUUCUCCUCGGAAGAGACCUAAUUCAGGUGCACAAAGUGCGAGAACAAUGUAACGGGCCACACAAAGCACCGUUUGCCCAACGACUCGACCUGGGAUGGGUGAUAAUCGGAGAUGUGUGUCUAGGAAGAGCACACAAACCCACCACUGUCAACAUCUUCAGAACCAGUGUGCUGAUAAGCGGGCGCCACUCCCUCCUCAGCCCAUGCAACAGCAGCUUAACAGUCAGAGAGAAGAUUGACAGUGCUGUGCCACCCCACACCUCUCCAUGCGUGUCUCCUGCAACCAAUGAAAUAGACAGCCUGGGCAGAAACGUGUUUCAAAGAACACAGCGUGACGACCAAGUUGGCCUUUCCAUCGAAGAUGAGUUGUUUCUUGACCUCAUGGAUAAGGAAGUCUACAUGGACAACGCAAACUGCUGGGUAGCACCGCUGCCAUUCAGGCCAAAUAGGCCGCGCCUGCCCAACAACAGACAGCAUGCUGUCAACCGUCUCGCCUCCCUCCGUCGCAUGCUGGAGAAGAAAAGUGCCAUGAAAGAACAGUUCUUCAACUUCAUGCAAGCCAUGUUUGACGCAGACCAAGCAGAGCCUGCUCCAGAGCUGAGGCCUCAACAAGAGUGCUGGUACCUACCAAUAUUCGGUGUUUAUCACCCACAGAAAAAGGACCAGAUACGGGUAGUGUUUGAUUCCAGUGCGAAGCACGAAGGUACCUCCCUCAAUGACGUCCUUCUCAGUGGGCCUGACAUGAACAACACCUUACUGGGGGUCCUGAUGCGCUUCCGCAGAGAGCCUGUAGCAGUAACAGCCGAUGUGCAGCAGAUGUUCUACUGCUUCAUUGUCCAGAAAGAGCAUCGAGAUUUUCUGAGAUUUUUGUGGUUUGAAGAUAACAACCCAACCAAACGCAUCACUGAGUACCGGAUGAAGGUACAUGUUUUCGGCAACUCUCCUUCCCCUGCGGUAGCCAUCUACAGCCUGAGAAAAGCAUCCCUGCAUGGAGAAAAGGAACACGGCAGCGAAGCCAGACAGUUUGUCAUGAGAAACUUCUAUGUUGAUGAUGGGCUAUCCUCAUUCCCCACUGAAGAAAAGGCCAUUGCCGUCCUGCAAAGUACAAAAGAAAUGUUAGCAGAGUCAAGCAUUAAGCUACACAAAAUAGCCUCUAACAGCCGCACUGUGAUGGAUGCCUUUCCGCCUGAGGAGCGGGCCAAAAACUUAGUGGAUCUGGAGCUAACUGCUGACCCCUUGCCACUGCAGCGCAGCUUGGGACUCACCUGGAACUUGCAGUCAGACACAUUCACUUUCCGUGUAUCCAGAGAGAAGAAGCCAUUUACUAGAAGGGGAAUCCUGUCUACUGCAAAUGGGCUUUACGACCCCCUGGGCUACGUGGCACCUGUCACAAUUCAAGGAAAGGCCUUAGUCAGGGAGCUGUCUGCCGAACAAGCUGAAUGGGAUGCUCCUCUGCCAGCGCUAAAAGAGGAACAGUGGAAAAUGUGGACCGACUCACUCCAUGAGCUUGAGCAGCUUCAGAUUGAAAGAACCUAUGUGCCUGUUUCUUUGUGCUCCACCAAACAUAGAGAACUCUGUGUCUUCUCUGAUGCUUCCACUAUGGCCAUAUCAGCAGUGGCCUAUCUUAAAGCAACAGAUGAAAAUGGACACACUCACAUUGGAUUCGUCAUGGGCAAGUCAAAGCUGGCACCUCAUCCUCCACACUCUUCCCAUAUGGGUGGAGUGUGGGAACGGAUGAUAGGCAUUGCCCGCAGAAUACUGGAUGCACUGCUUUUAAAGACAAACACUGCCCGUCUGUCUCAUGAAGUUUUGGUCACACUCAUGUCUGAAGUCAUGGCCAUUAUGAACGGCAGACCCCUUGUUCCAGUGUCAUCUGAUCCAGACAUGCCUACAGUCCUUACACCUUCCAUGCUGCUAACACAGAAAGUCAACCCAGUGCUUCCACCCACUGGAGAGUACGACCUUAAAGACUUAUACAUCAAGCAGUGGAAGCAGGUACAGGCGUUGGCCGACGCAUUCUGGAAACGCUGGCGUCAAGAAUACUUGGUUUCCCUCCAGCCAAGGAGAAAGUGGCACGUUGAAAAGCCAAACCUGAGCGAAGGAGAUGUUGUGCUGCUCAAGGAUGCACAGGGCAAGCGGAAUGAAUGGCCUGUCGGAGUGGUGUUGAAUGCCAUUCCCAGCAAAGACUCUAAAGUUCGCAAAGUAGAUGUGAGGGUGGUCAGACAGGGUACUCAACGGGUGUAUUCUAGACCAGUCUCUGAAGUUGUUCUACUUGUAAAAGGGGAAUAGUGUCAUAACGCAUUAUAACAAGCGGGGAGUGUGCUGUUCUGAUGUUUAUUUGGUGAAAGGGAGACCCCUAGUGGUCAACUUUUAACGCAAUGUUUUUGUACUAGCAGUCUUGCCGUAGUUCGACGAUGCAUGUGAACCAACAGUCACGUACUUUUUCUCUUUUGUAUUGGUUGGCCAGAAAACACG